This is a messenger RNA of Cylindrotheca closterium, 2583 nucleotides long. Lineage: Eukaryota; Bacillariophyta; Bacillariophyceae; Bacillariales; Bacillariaceae. The record is from the annotation of a GenBank genome assembly.
AUGAAACGAUGUCGAAGAUGGGUUGGCAAACUAAGGCAACCUAUUACCAAACAUGAUAAGCUCGCACUAUGUUCCACUUCGUCCUUAAGGUCAAACAAUAUCCCAACAAUUUUGAGUGAAAUCUGGUAUUUUGGCAUGUUCCGAUUUGUCACCUCUUCUUCCAAUCCCAACAUCAAGAGUCCUCUUCGUCGGUAUUUGACAGGUUCUCCUUCCAAGAGGGCUCCGAAUCACCAAUAUAGAGCAGUACAAUGGACCAAGCUAGAAGCUGAAACCAAAGAAAUGCUGAAAAAGAUUGAGUUGUCAUUGAGACAAGACGGGAUUCAUUCCACCAAGACUUCUUCCAGGAUAAAGGAUGCUGUGACAAGUCAAGAUACAUUCAGACUGGUGGGACAGUGGUCUCAACUAGCAUCUAUAUCUCCCAAGAACAAAAAUGCAGCUAUUCGAUGUCAAGAAGUUCUCGAGAUAUUGGAAUACAAGUGCAAGGAUACGACACUCGAACCGAAUCGACACUACUAUGACUUACUUCUUCAAGCACUCUGUCACACGGGACAAGUGCAAGUUGCCCAUGAAAUAUUAUUGAAGCAUAGCAAAGACGGUAUCGAAACGAAGGAAAUGAGUGGGCGUCUUGCGAAGGUCUCGGCCAAAAGCUUUCAUAUUGUCAUGAAUGGAUGGAUCGCCGAUCAGCCCAAGCCGAGGCGAAACUCCAGCCGACAGUAUCAACAGGAAGUUCUGCAACAAGUUCAAGAGCUGUAUCAAAGCCUUGAAUCACUGUAUCAUUCGACCGGGGAACGAGAUCAAGAACUGAGACCCAACGAAAGAACUUUGACGGCUUUACUGGUCUCGUGGGCCCAAAGUGAACGAAAGGAUGCCCCAAACAAGAUUGUUCAACUCUUGCGUCAAGCAUCAGAGCAAGGUCAAAAGGUCGAUCUAGUACUAUUCCAUGCGCUGUUGCAGUCUUUAACAAAAGCAACGGCUCCCAAAAGUCGUUCGGCGAAUCGUGAAGCUUUCCGUCAAUCUGCUGAAUUUUGCGAACAUCUCCUACACAUGGCAAUUUCACAGUUUGGUUUGACCCUUACUGCCCAAAGCUACAGCCUAGUCAUUAACGCUUGGGCACAUUGCGAGGCCAUGGAACAAAAGGGCCAGGCUGCAGAACGAGCUGAGAAGCUACUUCGUCUCAUGAUGCACUCCUAUUCCACGGACGGGGCCAAUGUGAAACCAAAUACUCUUACCUUUACCACUUGCAUGGCUGCGUGGUCUCGGUGCAAUCGGCCCGAAAGGGCACAUGCACUGUUGGAGGAAUUGAUGGAACUUUACGAUCAAACAGGAGAUCUCGAUUUGAAGCCGGACACGGUCUCCGGCAAUGCGGUGGUAUUAGCUUGGUCACGGUCUAACACUUCAAGUGCAGUGACGAAGACCAAAGAGGCCUUGGAGAAUCUCCAAACCUUUGCUACUGCCGAUUUGAUCAGCUACAAUGCUUUACUGCAUGCCUACGCCCGCAGCGGUAUGUAUCGAGAAGCUCUGACGUUGGUCGAAGAACUCGAAGAGAACGGCAUCAGCACACAAAACUCGAGACUCUUGCCUGACGUUGUUUCGUACAAUUGCGUUUUGCAUGCACUUGUUCGAAUCAAGAGGGAAGAAGCCAAAGCCGCUUUGGAGCUUGGAAUCGGAUUGGAAGCGCAAAAGCUUGUGGAGAAAAUGAAAGCGCUGGCCAACAAGAAGAAUCGAGCUCAAGUGGCCCCUACCGCUGCCACCUAUACUUUGUUGCUACAGGCCUACGCGAAGAAAGGGAAUAGCACGUUUGAAUACGACAAUACAUUAUCCGAAGCAGCAUCCUUGGGAGGUAUUCAUAUGAUUUUGGAAGAUUUGGGUCUAUCGCUUUCUUCUACAAACCGUAAGAGAAAGCAUAAUGCAACGACAAGAUUGGAUGCCAUGUUCUUUUCGGCACUCCUACAAGCGUGCUCAUCAUUUCACCAAGUACGCUAUCAUCAUAACGAAGCCUCCACAUUGGCCUUUGAAGUCAUGGUUAGAGUUUUGGAGGCUUUCUCAGGUGGCCAUGGACAGUUGCGACCCAUCACAUCUCGUUUGCCCACAUUGUCGAUUCCUCAAUUCCCAGCCUUUCGUAUUCAUGAUGACUGGCUCUUCGUGGUGAUGGUGGAAACAUGCGACAGAGUCAUUGGAGCUUCAGUGAACAAUUUGGGACCCCCAUUAGAACUGGUUGACGACGCUACUACUGCAAACCCGGAUGCAACUGAUUUGGGACAUUCAUCACGACCAGUCAUUAUUAGUGGUCCAAAACUGGAAGAUUGGACGGCAUUAAUUGUUGCCAUUGUCAAUCGUGUUGAGAAGGAAGGUUACUUGUCACGUCGCGUUGUCGCACGUUUGCAAGGCUUGUCCAAGACCUUGGCUCGGUCCAAACACGAUUCCCAUUGCAAACCAAGACAGAUUGAGGAAUGGUUGUUUCCAGACGCAAAGAAUGACAAUUCUGUGUCUGGUUCCCAGUCCAAUGAGCAUGAUGACGGAAACUCGAGAAGGGAAUGGCCACGUGAAUGGAGUCGUCGCAUCCCUUCAAAUCACCGACCUUGA